This is a messenger RNA of Fomitiporia mediterranea MF3/22, 1320 nucleotides long. RefSeq names its product kinase-like protein. Gene Ontology annotation, molecular function: protein serine/threonine kinase activity; ATP binding. Bases 1 to 1320 code for a protein of 439 amino acids. The transcript is spliced from 8 exons. The record is from RefSeq and is a predicted model, not a curated record. NCBI's taxonomy places the organism in Eukaryota, Fungi, Basidiomycota, Agaricomycetes, Hymenochaetales, Hymenochaetaceae. Gene Ontology annotation, cellular component: cytoplasm; nucleus. Gene Ontology annotation, biological process: protein phosphorylation; meiotic recombination checkpoint signaling.
AUGAGUAGGAAAGUCAAUACAAACCAGAAUAUCACUGAUCAGCGGCAGCGGUAUGAAAAGGGCAGAAAGAUCAGCUAUGGGACGUUUGGUGAGGUCUAUGAAGGAGUUGAUACUCAAACUUACAAGUCAGUUGCUCUUAAGAUUUUCAAAGAGCAGUAUUCUCAGGCUGCAAAGGAUCAAAAGGUUAAGAAGCUUGCGUCUGACACAGGAGUCGUCAAUGAGAAGGACGCCAUCCCCAAAGAACAUACAAUGCUAAGGGCGGUUUCGCAAAGUGGCAGGCAUGAAAACAUUAUCUCAUUCCUGGAUGAAUACGAGGAUCCUGAAACAAAGCGCAUUGUGUUUGUCUUUGAAUAUGCUGAUCUUGGUGACCUAUGGGACUAUUCUAAAGAUAGACAAAAAGUUGGUAACCCACUUUCUGAAGAUGAAGUGAGGUGGCUUGUAUGGUACAAAUUUAUGAAUAUGUGCUCUAUAGAUGCAUUCACAUUCCUGUAUAGGGACAUACUUAGAGGGUUGUACCAUCUCCACAAGAAUAAUUUGUUCUACAGGGACAUGAAGCCAGAAAACAUUCUUCUAUCGUUAAUCACAGAUCCUGUGAAGAUUAAUGACAGAUCUGGAUUUGGCAUGAUUGCAAAGAUAGGAGAUUUUGGUCUAUCGUGUCGCUGCAAAGGCAAAUCCGUCGAGUUCAACGCCGGGACAAAUGUGUAUCGCCCACCGGAAGCAAUUAAUGGUAAUGUCGAGCGUAAAUCAGAUAUCUGGAGUUUAGGACUGGUGAUGUUUGAUGUGCUGACUAUUAAUUUUCACCCAUUCGGGCCGAAUGAAAGGCAAUCGAAUCCAGGAUACGACAACAAGACUAUUCUGUUCAUGGAAAAGUACAAGAAUCAUUUAGAUGAUAAACUCGAGCUUAAGCUGAAACAGUACAACAAUAUCUCACAAGAAGGCAAAGAUCUCAUUAAAAGGCUGCUUAAGGAAGAUCCUGGAAGCAGAAUAAACGCUCACAAUGCAUUACAGCACCGAUGGUUUAGGUCACUACACUCGCGGUCACUUCACGAGUCAUUUUCGAACAGUCUCUGGCAGCUUCAAAGCAGGAAGAAUUCGGGUUCUUCGAAUAAUAGUGCAACACCUUCUAGCGUUCCAAAAAAACCAGCAGCGAAGAAUGGAAACAGCAAUCAGGACGGUGAUAAGAAAGAUUCAAAUAGGCAAAAUCAAGUGCGACAGUCCACAGCUACACCUCAGGAACAGCAAGGUUCUGAUCAUCACAAGGCAAGCAAGAAGGAGAACAGCCCUCGAGCCAGUGGUCCGAUUCAGAAGGCAAAAGAGUAA